Molecule: messenger RNA, 2637 nt
Organism: Folsomia candida
Lineage: Eukaryota; Metazoa; Arthropoda; Collembola; Entomobryomorpha; Isotomidae
Product: vascular endothelial growth factor receptor 1
Exons: 12
Coding region: 250-2463 (737 amino acids)
Biological process (GO): multicellular organism development; protein phosphorylation; positive regulation of kinase activity
Cellular component (GO): signaling receptor complex
Molecular function (GO): ATP binding; transmembrane receptor protein tyrosine kinase activity
Source: RefSeq, a predicted model, not a curated record
AAUAUGCGUAUUGAUAGAUAAUAACUUAUUUAUGUGUGACUUAUUAAAUUCUGGUGUGGUUUAAUUCAGGAAGUAUGGUCGAUGUCGAUAUGUAUUUAGGUACAUGUCCUGUUGAUAGCACAUUGAAUUGUAUGACAAAUGACGACAGUAGAUGAAUAAUUUUACUUUUGUAAGUUAAAAGGCGUAGAAAGGUCUUGGUCUUAUUGUUCGUGAAGAGCCAAAUCUUCAUACAUAGGAGAGCAAUAAAUAAUGCUACACUUUCUCAUACUUAUCUUAUUCCUAGAGAAGGGCUUAUCAUCAUCCCUCCCUUCUCAGCCCGUUAUUGACUUUGACAAAAACUACGUUGGAGUAGUUUAUGAACCGUACACUAAAUAUCAUGAAGAUCGGCAUGAUUAUACAAUUGAUGACGUCCAAGACAUGUUGCUCGUCGUCACGAAACGGUUUAAAUGGAUCUCAACUUACGGCAUGGGAACGAUUAGUAGCAUGAACAAUUGGAACGAAGGGCACGCUGGUGGUCUCUCUGGUGUAGCUGCAAGUUACGUCAACAAGAAAAUGAAUGCUCUAGAAUUAAUUGUCAACCUUGGGACUUGGUACAAUUCCAAUGACCAAAUUAUGAACCGAGAGAUUGAAAACGCCUUUAGCGUCGCGGAAGUAGCCAACAACAAUUUUAAGGGAACAGUUAACGGGGUGAUUAUCACGAGUUAUAAUACUUAUAGCGAUGACCAGUUGAGCAGAGUUGUCCAACUCUUGAAAGACAAUUUCAUGAAAGCACGCAACAUGUCACUUCAAUUGGGAGUGCGAACGAGUAAUUGUGACGCCUUAUCACACUCGGUUCUUGGGCGAGAAUUGGUAAAUCUCAUUGAUUUCAUCAAUUGUCAGAAACUUCCUACAAGUACGGCCAAAAAUGUGUCUUCCGAGGUUCGAUUGGUUGGUGAAUAUUUGCUCCAAAUUCAGAAAGAACUCGCGUCAGUUAAGCCUGAUCUCUACGUGGUCGGGGAGACUGGAUGGGCAAGUUUUGAUAAAAUAAAUGGUCAACGUAAUUACGAUACUUCCGUAAAGUUUUGGUUAGAAAUGGGCGAAUGGGCAAAAAUUAAUAAGUUUCGAGUCGACAUGUUUACUGCAUUUGACGAGCCUUGGAAAAUCUCGAUAGCGUCCCAUGAACCUCAUUUUGGAUGGUGGAAAAGAGUUAAGAACGACUCGAGUGACCAUGAAGCCUUUGUAGAAAAGUUUGCAUAUGUUGAGCCCGAACCUAUAGAACCAACUACUGACCACACGGUGGACAUCAUCUUGGGAACAAUUGGAUCGCUUGUUUUUCUUGCCAUGUUUUGUGGUUUGGUGUUUCUUUACAGAAAUUUGGUUGAUGUUAAAAAUCAGCUCUUGACUAAAGCUGAAAUCGAAGCAUUCGAAAAAGGGAUACAAUCCGAUGUGGGUAUGGAUGAAAACACAGAAGACGCCCUACGACUUCCGUAUGACCGAAGUUACGAAAUACCAAGAAAAAACUUAGUAAUAGAUACUUCCAGUCUUUUGGGAAGCGGGGCGUUCGGGAGCGUGUACAUGGGCAAAGUUGAAGGCCAGGAUUGCGUAUAUCGUGACGUUGCCUGCAAACUGACACAAUCUAAUUGUACAGCAACAGCAGCAAGAAGUUUACUUUCGGAAAUAAAAAUAAUGAUUCAUGUUGGGAAACAUCCAAAUGUGGUAUCGAUUAUUGGUGCUUGUACGGGAGAAAUUAGAAAAGGUAUGAUUAUGAUUGCAACCGAACUCUGUCUGGGUGGAAGUUUAGAGAAACGGCUUCGGGAAUAUAAAGCCAACUUGUCGCAACAGCCGAUCAUUACUAAUAAAAAUGAGGACUCUGUUCGAUACAUAAAUGUCCCAGGAAAUAAUGCGAUCACUGGAAAGAAUGCAACAGAAAAUUGUUUACGUUGGUCGUACGAAAUUGCAUGCGGGAUGGAACACAUUUCUUCAAAAAAGAUAAUUCACUCGGAUUUGGCAGCAAGGAAUAUAUUGUUAACUGUGGAUGGAACUACAAAGAUAACUGACUUUGGAUUAUCUCGUCGUAUGUAUGAGUAUACGAGCUAUGUCAAGAAGCACCAAGAACCUUUACCUUGGAGAUGGAUGGCGAUCGAAUCACUUCAAAGCAUGACAUUUAGUACGAAAUCUGACGUAUGGAGCUACGGAGUACUGCUCUUUGAAAUAUUCUCUUAUGGAGAUACCCCUUAUCCAGGAAUGGGCUGGACUGUGGACUUUGCCAAUGAUUUAGAAAAUGGAUUGAGAAUGAGCAAACCAAAUUUCGCCACUGCCGAAAUAUACUCAACAAUGUGCGAUUGUUGGAAGCCUGUGCCUAACGAAAGACCUUCGUUUACAAAUUUGGCAAGUUUUUUUCAAGGACUCAUGCACGAUCGUUCCUAUGAUCUGAACAAUACUGUUGAUGAAAUGAAUGAUGAAUCAGGAUAUUUGCUUAGAUGAAUUUUCUUUGGUACAUCCGCAACAAGAUAGAAGCUUCCAAUAAAACUAACAAGUGUCAUGAAUUUUUUACUUAUGAAAAAUUAGGAUUACUCCUUAAUCGUAAAUAAAAGAUUAUUUAUAUUUAGAAAAAAAUAGCUGAAUAAAUUAUACAUUAAAUUGCUUUCAGAAUUUAAA